Necator americanus (New World hookworm) is the source of this 219-nucleotide messenger RNA. RefSeq lists its product as uncharacterized. Bases 1 to 219 code for a protein of 72 amino acids. NCBI's taxonomy places the organism in Eukaryota, Metazoa, Nematoda, Chromadorea, Rhabditida, Ancylostomatidae. The record is from RefSeq and is a predicted model, not a curated record. The transcript is spliced from 3 exons.
AUGUUUCUCACCAGCCUACUUAGGCUUUUGCGAUAUCUCUGUGUGCUGUGUGGUACACUGCAGGAAACACGCAUAAAAGGUCUUCCCGUUAUUGGCAUCGAAGAUUACACCAUAUACUGCGACGAAGCUGAUGAGAAGAAAGACACUCCUCAACAAAGGCCUGCGUCAAGCUGCGUCCGGUUUUCUGCAAAUGGAGACCGUCCUCCUCAAGGCCUUUAG